AUGCGCCCUCUGAGUAAGGAUGCCUGUCUGCGGUUGCGGAGCGGCAGUGUGCGUGUUGAGGACUUCUACACAGUUGAGACAGUCAGCUCUGGAUCCGACUGCAAGUGCUCAUGCACAGCUCCUCCAUCCUCCCUCAACCCAUGUGAGAAUGAAUGGAAAAUGGAGAAGCUGAAAAAACAGGCUCCUGAAUUACUGAAGCUCCAAUCCAUGGUAGACCUCCUCGAGGGAACUCUGUACAGCAUGGAUCUACUGAAAAUCCACUCCUACAUCAACAAGGUGGUCUCUCAGAUGAACACACUAGAAGAGACAAUUAAGACCAACCUAACACGAGAAAAUGAGUUUGUUCGUGACAGCAUGAUGAGCCUCACCAACGAGUUUAAAAGAUAUGAGAACUACUCCAACGUUAUGAUGAGCAUCAAGAAGGAGAUCUCCAGUCUCAGUCUGCAGUUGCUGCAGAAAGACUCCUCAGAGAGCAAAGCACAGGACACUCGUGAUGUGAAAACCAAGACUUUAAAAUUACCAAAUAAGAAGACUCCUGUAGUCAACUCUCCACCCAAGCCAACCAAAGAGAAGGCAGUGAAGCCCAAAAAGGAGAACAUUAAACCUGGGAAAGCAGGGAAGCCUGACCCUACAGUGAAAACCAAGGUGGUUGGUCACCAGCCCGGUGUCAUAAAGAGCAUGACAUACUACAAGGCCUCUAAAACUGAUGAAGAUGAGCAUGGAGAAGGUCUAGACCAGCACCACAGCGACCAGAACCAGGCCGAAUCCCGCCGCUGUCUGCAUGUUAUGUUUGCUUCCUCCACUGCUGCCUUUUUGGCGGAAAGCAGCGGCUGA
Molecule: messenger RNA, 834 nt
Organism: Nematolebias whitei (Rio pearlfish)
Lineage: Eukaryota; Metazoa; Chordata; Actinopteri; Cyprinodontiformes; Rivulidae
Product: olfactomedin-like protein 2A
Exons: 5
Coding region: 1-834 (277 amino acids)
Biological process (GO): signal transduction
Source: RefSeq, a predicted model, not a curated record